Molecule: messenger RNA, 2419 nt
Organism: Fonticula alba
Lineage: Eukaryota; Rotosphaerida; Fonticulaceae
Exons: 2
Coding region: 1-2337 (778 amino acids)
Source: RefSeq, a predicted model, not a curated record
AUGUCUCUGAUGGUGGCUCUCGGCCGCUGCGGCACCCGGCCGCCGGCCUUCUGGCGUGUUGCACCAAUGACCGCCGCCACCGUCACCAGCCAUCACCACCAUCAGCAGCAGCAGCAGCAGCAGCAGCGGUGCCGCCAUCCUCCACAGCGCGGAUACACGCGGGUGUAUCCCCAGCCCGGAAUGACGCUGGAGCUACCACACCCUUUCAGUCGGCGGGUGGGCCGGCCUACCUUGCCGGCUCUCACGCCGGCCGACUUCUUGGCGCACCACAACUACCAUGCUGAGCAUUCGGCCCAGUUGGCGGCCACGGUCGCCGCCGUGGAUGUCGGAGCCAUUUCUCUGCGGCCUUCGCUGCCUCAGGCUUUGGAGAAAAUUGCCCUCGCCUCGGUUUUCAGCCGGCGGAGCCCGCUCGCGAGGCCGCGUGGCGCCUCCCAUCCCGGGAAUCCUCCCACCCCGAAGCCCGAGCUCCUGUCCGUUGCAUCUGACUGUGCGCAGUACAUGUUCUUCCUGGCGCGCUGCUGCAAGAAGCCCCACAUCAAGCGGCGCCUUCGUCGGCUGGCGGAAAUGCUCCUGAACCGCCUUCACCUCGCGAACGACGAUGAGCUUUGUCAGAAACUGAACUGGAGCUACACUGUGGUGAUUGAAAUGGUGUCCCACAUUCCGCUGGUGGUUCCACUGCCACCCUUGCUGAUCCAGCGCCUGGCCAUGUCGCCAGAGCGCUAUGCCCGCCGGCCGCUCUACGGCCUGGACUGGAGCAGUCAAGAGGUGCAGUUGGGUCUCGACGCGCAAGUUUGCCCACAGACCGGCCGACCGGCCAUCCACCAUCUGGAUCGAGUUCGUCAAAUCCUGGACUACCUGGGAGCCGACUCGCCGGACUUGCGCCUGCUGGAGACGAGCCUGCAUCGGGUUCGUGCGGCGGCUGCCGGGGCUCCGCCCGUGAGUCCGACCGUGCCCCCGACGCCGGAGGAGCUGACAGCCGCCUGGCGAAGCCGGCACCUGGCCGACCCGCUGGAGCGCUGGAAGCGCACGGUUCACCCCCGGCUGCUGUUCAUUGGCUUUGGCACAACGAUCAACCACACGCCGAAUGGCCUGCAUAACAUGCUGGACGCUAGUCUCCGGCAGCGGUUCCGCCGCCAGCGCCAGGGCAUGUCCCAAGCAACCGCACUCGCGGCCAGCGGAAUGGCCCCCGCCAAGGAGGACACCCCCCAGCAUUCGGACCUGGAGGAGCCGGAUUCCGGCUCCGAGGCCGAGUGGGAAGACGGAAGCAGCUUCGAUCCCAAUGCUCCGCCGCCGGCCAUCCCCACGCUUGAGGAAUUGGCUGCCGAGCCGAAGCUCCCGCCGGCCGCUCUCGAAGCCGCGGCCACCCGACACAUGAGUCCCCUUGUGGCAUUGCAGCUCCGCGCGGCGCAGCACGCGGCCGAGGCCGAAGCCGCUGCGGCCGCGGAGGCUGCCGCAACGCAGCCGCCAGGCUUGCAGCCGGCCGCCGACACCUCCGAAGACAACACGGCAGCCAUGCCGGAAUUCCCUGUCGGCCUGGCACCCGAGCAGUCCGGUCGCUCGGCCGUGGCCCCGCUGCGCGGACACCUGAUCCGUCGCGGGUCGAUGCCCAUCCUGCGCCUGUCCUCUCGGCGCACAAAUCAGCGCGCGUGUCUGCAGGACACCCGGUCCGGCCGUCGAGCCAAGGCCUUCCUCACGCCGACGCACUUGCAUCGCCUGAUUCAGGCCAUUCUCCGAGGGGACACCAUGCGCUUUGGCGAGCUGAAUGUGGCUGCCCUGAUCAUGGCACUGCCGUUCUAUGCUGCCUCACUUUCCGGCGACGGAUGGAUGAUUCGGCCGGCCGGCGAGGGGGCCGACGGGGAGACGCUCGUCCGUCGGUCGGAUGCCGAUCCGGAUGCCGACCCGCACCUCUUUGUAACCGACCGUCGGCGGUACUCCCUCAAAGAUCACCCCCGGGCAGACCCGGCUCGUCCGCGUUUGGCCGAAGAUCCGCACUAUCAGGCCGAGGACCCGCUCUUCUUGGAUUACCUGACUCUGUUGGCCGCGGAUUCCAGUGAUGAUGGCCGUGGCUUCCAUGCCCACGGUCACGACCUGGGCUCUGUGUACCUCUCCUGUCGGUAUAUCAGCCCGUCGUUGGAUCCGCUGGCGGCGGAGCUGCGCCAGGAGCAGCUUACCCCGAGGGAUGCCCCCUCGCCCGAGGCACUGGCCCGGCUGGAGGCCCACCUGGACCCACGUGUCCUGGUUCGGGCACGUUACUACCGUCGGCGGAUGGCUGAGACGCUUUUCACGGACUCCGAUUACCUCCGAUCGCUGGAGAGGAUGGAUAACAAGCGCAACUGAUAGGCAAGUAGAUGCCAUCUUCGCCCGUCUUUCCUGUGUGGCGCCGAUCUUUGAAGGUCAAUAGAGUCGCUAUGCGCGUGCA